Messenger RNA from Alternaria burnsii, 1185 nucleotides. Its product is annotated as wd40 repeat-like protein. Gene Ontology annotation, cellular component: phagophore assembly site membrane; cytosol; extrinsic component of membrane. The coding region runs from base 1 to 1185 and encodes 394 amino acids. Gene Ontology annotation, molecular function: phosphatidylinositol-3,5-bisphosphate binding; protein binding; phosphatidylinositol-3-phosphate binding. Gene Ontology annotation, biological process: protein lipidation; protein localization to phagophore assembly site; autophagy of mitochondrion. The transcript has 2 exons. Lineage: Eukaryota; Fungi; Ascomycota; Dothideomycetes; Pleosporales; Pleosporaceae. The record is from RefSeq and is a predicted model, not a curated record.
AUGAAUACUCGACCUAUUCUAGACUCGGACACAGGGCCCUUUGUCCUCUCGGCAUCCUUCAACGCCGACUGCUCUCACUUCUCGGUGGCUUUGGAGACGGGAUUCCGCGUAUUCUCCUCCACAACAUGCGAGGAGAAGAUCGCCAGAGAAGUCGGCGGCGGCAUCGGCUGCGCAGAGAUGCUCGGCAACAAGAGUUACAUUGCCUUGGUCGGAGGAGGGAAGCAGCCCAAGUACCCUCAGAACAAGGUUAGCUUUCCUGGCGACUCCGACUGGCUUCUUGUCAACGACACUGACAUCAUCUACGAGGUCCAAAUCUGGAACGACAAGACAGAACGCUUCACAACGUCGGUCGAAUUCAAGACGCCGGUCCAGCGCGUGCGCCUCAGCCAGACACACAUGAUUGUCGCCUUGCUGAACUCGAUAUGCAUAUACAAGAUGAAAGUACCGCUAGCCAAAACCGCGGAAUACGAGACAGUCAACAACCCGUUCGGGCUGUGUGAGCUAGGCACGGAUAUUGUCGCAUUCCCUGGUAGAGCGGCAGGCCAAGUCAAGAUCUACGAUCUGAACACGGGCAACGUCAGUAUCAUCCCGGCCCACGAAAGCCCCUUGCGCGCAAUCGGGAUAAGCAGGGCGGGGGAUCUUAUUGCUACGGCUAGUGAGCAGGGCACGCUGAUACGCCUGUGGUCCUUUCCCUCGUGCACAAAGCUCGCUGAGCUGCGCCGCGGCGUCGACCCCGCUGCCAUCUUCUCCCUCGCCUUCUCGCCCGACGGCUCGACCCUUGCCGUCACAUCCGAUAAAUCGACACUCCAUAUCUACGACCUCGUCACCGCAACAACAGCCGCUGCAAACGCCGAUCCCAGUCAGCAUAAAUACGGCAUCCUAUCCAAAAUCCCUUUGCUACCCCGCCAGUUCUCCGAUACGUACCCGACUGCGACUGCCAAGUUCGAAAUGGGCGAUGAACCGACUGCUUGGGGGCCGCAUGGUAGGUCUGCAACACUUAGUGCUGGGAUACCCGGUGUGCCUGGGGGGCGUCCAACAAAAGGCCUCAUUGGGUGGUUGAACGACGAGACUAUUCUUGUUAUCGGUGCUGGGCAGGAUGCACGGUGGGAGAGGUUCCAUGUGGGUCCUGAUGAUAAAGGCAAGAAGUGUGUUGUCACGAAUGGGUGGAGAAGGUAUAUCGAUUAG